AUGAUACAAAGAGAGUUAUGGGUAUUCUGGCUAGGAGAGCAAGGAGACCAUCCUUCUAUUCUAAGUAGUUUGCAUCAGUUAGAAGACUCGGCAUGCGGUGGCGUUUUCUCCUGGGAAGAUUUUGAGUCUUCUACGAUACAAUAUCGUUUAUUCAUAAAAUCGAUUAAAAAUUUGAUAGACAGUGACCUGGAAUCACUCGAUAACGCACAGGCAAUACUGGUACCUUCCGGCUCGAGGGCGAAAUUAUUAUCCACCAGACGUUAUAGUGACGAGGAGGCGUCGAUAAUAUUGAAUGAGUUUAAGACCUUUUUUGACAUCGAUGCCAUGAGAAGGUCAGAAACAGAUAGCACGUAUUUACCUCCUUUAGUUCAAGUGUCGAUAACUCACGAGACGAUAACAAAGGAGUUCCCCUACCCAUCGCAAUGUAUAUAUAUAGUCACCGAGGGCAAUAUAAGUUAUCACCGUGGAAUUCCGGAUUUUGGAAUGGGACCUGUAUUAUGGGAAAAUUUGGGUGAUGGAUUUACGAAUAGUGUAUCAUUAAAAGAGCGCCAUCUGGUAAAUAAUAAAUUGAAUAACAUAGAUUGGUGGAAUUAUAGUGAUCCGCUUCGUGAGAUUAUGAAUAUGCAAAGGAAUUUUCAAGAUUUAAAUGCUUCAUCACCAACCGGCCCAGAAACAACGAUGACUCCAAACACUCCCGGAAUAAUCAAUGGACCCUCAAGCGCGAAUUCUCCUGGGCAUCCUUUGACACCCGCGUCGAGAUCCAAAAAGAGACCAAUGGAGACCAAGGCUUAUCCAUCUCCACCAGAUGUGAUUCAGCCUCUAUCGACGGAAGUGACCAUGUCACCGGCAAUCAGCGAAGGUUUGAUUCCUAUGGCUGAUGAUAUGAUAGGUAUCAUCGAGACAGACUAUGAAACGCAAGACUAUGAUUUCAAUGAAUUGAUGACCGAGGAGGUGACCGAGGAUGACUUUAAAAACUUUGACAAUGCCAGUAGUGAGCCUUCUCAUACGCAUAUUCCAACUUCAUUGAAUUAUUUGACGCCGGCACCCGAACCUCCAUCGUCAUUGGUAACCGAGUCGACUUCUACCCAGGCCAUGAGUCCUCCCAAGAAAAUGAAAAGUUAUAUCAAUAUAAGCCUCGAGUAUGAAUGUGAUCGGGAUCCCAAUCCGCUAAUCCCGGAAGAUUAUGUGCCUCUGAAAUUUUCCAAUCAUGUCGAUGAGAAAAAGUACCUACCCGGAGGAAAAUUUUACCAGCCACCUAGUCGGAAAAAACGAAAGAGAGGAAAAAUGGUGUACUUAUAUGGCCCAGAUGGACCAUCACAAUUUGAUGGUUCCAAAAAGCACAAAGGUACGAAAAAAACGACAACCAAGGAGGACAUAGUGGUUCCCAAGGAAGAUUCCGAUGAAUUCGGGUCCGAAAUCGAAGAUUCUGAUUAUAGCAGCGAUUCGGGCAGCUCAAUGUCGGCCGAAUCGGAUUACGAAAGUGAUGUGACCGAAGGUGUAAAUUCUCGUAAAUUGGAAUUCAUAAAUGCCGGACGUUUAACAAUGGUCUUCGAUCUGCAUGAUCUUCAUGGUAGACGUCAACUACGUACGGUAAGCGAAUCAGAAUCAAAAGACCCUAGUACAGAAGCAGCACUCAAAUGCCUGCGCGAACAAAUAGUAUUGGGCUCUUAUCCAUUUGGUGUUGGUAUCAAUGGAGAAGGAGAGAGUACACACGAGUUGCUCGAAUCUCACAGAUGUCUUGUGGAGAAUUUAAGUAGCGGACUUCCAACGGCUUCAGUGCUUCCAUUCGAGAUGGGUAAAGUCAUAGCCGAUUGCAAAUCUGCCUUGGAUGAUAUUUCUAAAAAGUUACCGAGAUCACAGGAUCACUCGGAAUUGUCCGUCAACGGACCACUCACAGUUCAAAAUUAUUAUAAUCUCGGUGGUUGUCAAUUAUUUUCACCAUCGAAUCAAGAGAUGAGAGAUGACGACGGGGAGCCGGUAUUCAAUUUCCAAGAAUUCUCGACGCCCGAUAUCAUCGCAAGCGCCAAUGAACUUCUAAUUGAGACAUCUCCCGAAAUUAUCAAGUUUUGGGAUACACACAAGUUGACACCAUAUGAUGGGGCAAAGAAUGUGAGAUACCUUGUGCUUUAUCCUGAAUCAGAUCACCUACGUAACUACGUUGAAUACUUUGUCGAUGAGUUGCGCGUUCAAUACGAGCAUCUUUGUGCCCUUGGAACACACGAACCCGUGACGUCGUCCGGUUACAAUCGUGGACUCGUGCCGAUACCGCUGAAAGCGCCUUCUCCGAACGAGUCAUCAUUAGCACGUCAGAUUCAUAGUUAUGAAAUUGCAUGUGAAAAACUCGAUAUGCAAGGAAAGCAUAUCGGCAGUGACACACUUUUGACCACCAAUCCCAUGAGACAGGCCAUUCAUAAAAAAAUUUUAUUCACGGAGGCUUGGAACAAAACGCUAACUUUUAGUCAAGAGGUUAUGGGAGGAUGUCGGAAGACGAUGAUCACCAAACUCGGGGUUAUGACCAAAGAAGAAAGGGAUUUGUGGAUGGAAAUCACCGGGAAGAAGAUUCCCAUUCUGGCGAUUGACGUCGAGUCAUCGUUAUCUAUCGAUCCUACAAUCAAGGUGGCCAAUCCGAAAAAAUUUAAGGUGUGCGGGAUGGUGUUAAACGACCCCAUUCCACUUUACGACUAUCGACCUCUCGUGACCGGAUAUUUGCUUGAGAUGGACACCGCCGAAACGGUAUCUAGCGCAUUCCAGGUUGAUUUACUUCAUUAUCCCGAAGAAGGUGAUAAGUCCAUCCCCUCUGCCAUGUGGGAAAUACUUAAGAAAUUCCAUACGCUUACGUUCAUGGAGGUAACACCAAUUCGCACAUGCCUCCCCCUACACGUUCUGUCUGUGGAACGUCUGGCGCGAGCAUUUGUUGGUGCGCCCACGUAA
Messenger RNA from Acaulospora colombiana, 2931 nucleotides. The record is from the annotation of a GenBank genome assembly. Lineage: Eukaryota; Fungi; Glomeromycota; Glomeromycetes; Diversisporales; Acaulosporaceae.